Molecule: messenger RNA, 5473 nt
Organism: Betta splendens (Siamese fighting fish)
Lineage: Eukaryota; Metazoa; Chordata; Actinopteri; Anabantiformes; Osphronemidae
Gene: hipk3b
Product: homeodomain interacting protein kinase 3b
Exons: 15
Coding region: 288-4316 (1342 amino acids)
Biological process (GO): peptidyl-serine phosphorylation; peptidyl-threonine phosphorylation
Cellular component (GO): nucleus; PML body; cytoplasm
Molecular function (GO): protein serine/threonine kinase activity; protein tyrosine kinase activity; ATP binding
Source: RefSeq, a predicted model, not a curated record
CUUGCAGUGGCUAGAGAAAAGGGACAUGUUAGAAGCUGGUAGGGCCGCGGAGCCGUGCGUGUAGUCGGGGUAAAAGACACCCUCUCAGAGAUGGGCUACGUAGCCCAAAGAGGAAAGAGACGAAUCUGAACUGUGUCCCUACAAAGUGGUCUUGGCGUGGUGUUUCUGGGCAUUCGUAUGCAGGAGUUAUUUAGUGUUUAAAAUGUGGGAGAUGGUGGCGUUACCGAGAGCGAGCUCUCCCUUCCUGUCGUCUAGGACAAGAUGGCAGCAAUGCAGGCGAACUGUGCAUGAUAUGGAUUUAUAAGUCCAUAACAUGUUCAGAGAAGCCCUGGAUUAUACUUAUAGUGACUCUAUGUGAAGGUAUGGCCUCACAAGUCUUGGUCUACCCACCACACAUUUAUCAAACCCAGACAAGUGCCUUUAGCAGUGUGAAGAAACUUAAAGUUGAGCCCAGCAGCUGUGUGUACCAUGAGAGGUCACACCCGCAGACUUUUCUGAACAGCAGAACCCUUGGUAUUGUACACCCGACAAAACAAGCCCACUCAUUUGUGAACCGAGACUUGGCAGUGGGUGUGAAAGUGCGCGGAGGACAAAAGUACCCCAUUCAGACGGUGUUGGUGCGUGGUGUACAGAGACAACAACCUGUUAAAAGAGGAGGAGGACCAGGCCCAGCUGCAGCCCAGCAGCGGCAGGACACUGGGGUUGUCCACUUGCAGGGCAAGGAGGACCAGCACCACACAGACACAUCAAGUGGGGGCAGCAGUGGAGCAACAGGGGCAGGAGGAGGGGGAAGGGGAAAGGGCUGCAGUGGAGAAGGUGAGGCAGGUGGAGAGGAGGAGGGUGACGGAGAAGAGGACAGUGGAGGUUUGAACUCAGCUGACAGCUCUCAGCGAUGUGGGCUGAAACGUAAAAGUCAGGAGCUGGAAAACCGGGGGAGCACCAUGCAGAUUGUGGAGGAACUGUUGCCCGCCAUGUUGCAAACGGCAAACGUAGGGAAUGCAGCUGUGACUGCACCUGCAGUCGUGGGAGCUGGAGGGGGUCCGACCAAGCAGGGUCCAGGGCCUGGGGGUGUAGGUGCAGCAGGAGGAACGGGGGGAGGCGAUGGGGACUAUCAGGUAGUACAGCAUGAAGUCCUGUGUUCCAUGAAGAAUACUUAUGAAGUCCUGGAUUUCUUGGGCCGUGGCACAUUCGGCCAGGUUGUCAAGUGCUGGAAGAGAGGUACAGGUGAGGUAGUGGCUGUGAAGAUCCUGAAGAACCAUCCAUCAUAUGCACGUCAGGGUCAAAUUGAAGUAGGCAUCCUAGCUCGUCUGAGUGGGGAGAAUGCAGAUGAGCACAACCUGGUGCGAGCGUUUGAAUGCUUCCAGCACCGCAGCCACACCUGCCUGGUGUUUGAGAUGCUUGAACAGAACCUGUAUGAUUUCUUGAAGCAGAAUAAGUUUAGCCCUCUGCCCCUGAAAGUGAUCAGACCCGUGCUACAGCAGGUUGCUACAGCUUUGAAGAAGCUGAAGAGCAUGGGUCUGAUUCACGCGGACCUCAAGCCCGAGAACAUAAUGCUGGUGGACCCAGUGAGACAGCCCUACAGGGUGAAGGUGAUAGACUUUGGCUCAGCCAGUCACGUCUCCAAAGCAGUGUGCUCAACGUACCUUCAGUCUCGGUACUAUAGGGCUCCAGAGAUUAUUUUGGGAUUACCGUUUUGCGAAGCCAUAGACAUGUGGUCCCUCGGCUGUGUGAUAGCUGAACUUUUUCUGGGCUGGCCUCUUUAUCCAGGCGCCCUGGAGUAUGACCAGAUUCGCUACAUUUCUCAGACCCAAGGUUUGCCAGGAGAACAUUUAUUGAAUGCGGGGACAAAGACAUUACGUUUUUUUUGCAGAGAGUCUGACUCACCUUAUGCAGCAUGGAGACUAAAGUCAACAGAUGAGCACGAGACGGAGACAGGGAUGAAAUCAAAGGAAGCGAGGAAGUACAUCUUCAGCUGUUUGGAUGACAUAGCGCAUGUGAAUUUGGUGAUGAAUCUGGAAGGUAGUGACUUGCUAGCAGAGAAGGCAGACCGGCGGGAGUUUGUGGGCCUGCUGAAGAAGAUGUUGUUGAUCGAUGCGGAGGAGAGGAUUUCCCCCACCGAAGCGCUCAGCCACCCCUUUGUGGCGAUGCAACAUCUGCUUGACUUUCCCCACAGCAACCACGUGAAGUCAUGUUUUCACAUCAUGGAUGUCUGCUGGGCUCGUCCCAGUGCUUAUGAGUCAGCCAACAGAAAUAAAGGCCCUUUCGUCAGACCAGUGACCACAACGACUGCUCCCUCAGUCAACCACCCCUUCAGCAAGAUGACCGGCGUCCACACUCAAGGGUUAGCACCAUCAGCCCCCUCUGUAAUGCACCCAGGGAUACCACUGCCAACAGGAAGUGGGCAGUUUGGAUGCAGUGAUUCCUUUCAGCAGGCCCUCAUCUUGUGUCCCCCACCCAUUCAAGGAAUUCCCCCUAACACAGCUAAACCAACUGGCUACUCUGUUCGAAUGGAGACGUCUGUGCCUCUGGUCACUCAAGCGCCUCCAAUCCAGCCCAUUCAAAUCAGACCUGGAGUCAUCACGCAGGCCUGGUCCAACCGUGCACAGCAGAUCUUGAUGCCCACUUGGCAGCAGGUGACGUCAGUGCCCCCACCGCCACCAACCACACUGGCAUCUGACACGGUGGCAGGCUCACAGAGAUUGGGUGACUGGGGGAAAGUGCGUCCUCAUGGCAACCAUUACAGCUCCAUGAUUGCACACCCUCAGCCGUUCUUAACCAACCAAAUGACCAUGUCCACCCACCAGCCGAUCAACAUAGGCAUUGCACAUGUGGUGUGGCCGCAGCCAGCUGCCAACAAGAGGCCCAAGGCUUGUGUGAACAGGUAUACCUUGUGCAGCAAAUACACAUACACCUGCACUGUAAAGAGUCUUGUCCCUUAUUCAUUUGAACAUAUUUUCUUCUGUAGGGGCAGCAACUUCUCUCAAAAUACAAACAUCCAAAAUAUAGCAUGCCAGUCGCCAAAGAUGGCCGAUACAGCAAAGAAUGUCGUGGAAGUGGAGGAGGAGAAGGCCAGAUGCCCAGGUGAAGGCAACACCGUUGGAGAGGAGCAGCGAAGAGAGCGGGCGGAAGACGACGUGAACUGCUGUAAAGUGCAGCCAGACUGUGAGGAGCUCUCGGUUUCACAGAAGCAGCGGCAUGCCAUGGUGAUCUCAGACCUGGCCAGCCCGACUGUUAGUGUUAUCAGCAUCAGCAGCGAUGACGAAGAAGGCACACAGCAACGGCAUUCAAUGGGAGAAUGUAAGGGCAAUGCUGAUUGUGAGGCCUGUCAGAGCACUGUCAGUAUGGAGAGAGUCUGUUCCCUCAGCAGUCCGGACAGCACGCUCAGUACAAGUUCUUCAGCCUCAGCACAGUCCAGCGCGUCACCCUGCAAACACCCCAACAGUAUGUCAGACGACGAACAGGAGAGCGGCUGCGACACCGUGGACAGUUCCCCUGCUUCAGACGCCUCCGGCCACAGCAGCAGUCCCUUCACAGAGCGGCGCUACAUCGCAGACAGCAACCAGAACUGUGAGCCCCGCGUUGCUUGUGUUGCUCCGGAGACUGAGCCCAGCAAGCCUGCCGUUCGUACCGUCGUCGUGCCUCCAAUGAGGAUGCAGAGCAACAACAACAACAACCCUCCUGCCAUUGAAACGUCUGGCACCUCAGUCUUGGAGUCAUCAUGCCAGUCCAAGGGGCGCGGCAUUCCCGGGCGACAACACCACCACUCCACCCCCCUCCUCAACAGGCCACAGAAGAUCACCCCUGCAUUCCAGCCCCAGCAACAGCAGCCAAUAGGCUUUGGGCAGGUGCCGCAUUUUGGUUCCUGCCAUCAGGAAUGGAACGGCAACUUUGGCCACCGGAGACCACAGGCCUAUAUCCCUCCCACCAUGCAUGGCCACACGUUCACCCUGUCCCACAGCAGCCCAAACCACACUACGGGCCCCCACCCCCACCUUGGGGGCCACCCGCACUCCCAGCCCACCUUACUGUCCUAUCCCACAACUGGUCCCCUGGUCACCGCGGCGCCCGUGGCCCACCUCCUGGCUUCCCCUGGAGCCUCCCGCCCCGUCCUCCAGCCCACUUACAGCCUCUCCCACCCAGCAGGCAUCGUGCACCAGGUCACUGUGGGCAUCAACCACCGGCUGCUGCCCUCGCCCACCUUGCACCCCCAGGGUCAAUUCAAGCCCCUCUUUCCCCCGCACUCCUACAUUGCCUCGCCUGCCUACACCAGUUUCCCUCUCAGCCCUACCAAAAUAAACCAGUACCCUUACAUCUGAGCACGGCUGCCCAGAUAAACCACCUGAGGGCUAAGCGAGGAGGGGGAAUUUUAUCUUAAACCAUAAACAUGGUUUUAGUUUUCAAAACCAUGGCACAACCGCAGAUAAACCAAGCUAUUUUUUAAAUCAUGUAGACUUGGGUGUAAUUAAAGUUCAAGCUUUAAAAAUAUUGAGUUCCAAAAGUCGAGGUGAUUUGGGCAAAAAUUAAGAAGGAAAUACUGUAUGAAUGAUUGAAUGAAAGAAUGAAUGAGUAGUUAAACUCACACUUAAUGUGUUUUGCACAUUUGAUAUAUCUUUGCAUUGGAUCUUCUACGAAUACUCCUCAAAACAGGUAAAUAAUUGGGGUGGUGUUGAAUAGUUAGACUUUGCACCCCUGAUCCCAGCUAUUUUUCUAUAUUGCCUUCUUAUGUGUGCAAGACACAUCCAUAUUUGUAAAGCCAUCCCAGUCUCUAGCUCUAGAUUGACAGAUGCACAUGUCGUCCACAGUAUAUGUUGUACUGCGUUUGAAGUAUUUGUACCUUUUCGGUGUCCUUUGGUGUUAGCAAUGUCUUGUCAAUUAACCGAUCUAAAUAGGGUUGUUCCUCACGCUGCAUGUGGUCUUGCAUGAGCAAAAAUGUAAACGGAAAGAUGCAUAGACGUUGCUCUUAUUGUUUGUGUCACAAGACUCGCUGCAUUGUAUAACUGUCCCCAGCCAUAGUGCCUUACAUAUUUGAAGUUGUUAAUGUUACUACUUAUAUAUGACUAUAUACAUGAAUAUUAAUGUACUGGACUGCAGCACUUGAAAUUCCAAUCAGUCGAUGCAUCCUAUGUAUGAGUCUAUAUAUGCACACGUGUAUAUGUCCAUGCAUAGCCUGCAUGGAUGUGAUGUAUCGCGGAUAGCGGUGCUUAUUUUCUGGAGUCGGUGUAUCUUUCAGUGUGUAGUGAGUUACUUUUCGGUUCCCUCUCGAUGAGCGGCAUGCUUUGCUGUUGCGAAUGCUUGCUGUUUUCAUUCAAAAUGUUUGUUUUCGUUUGCCCUUUCCCGAAUGAACUAGUGUACAAAGUGCAAGUACUGAGUAUUGCUUAAUAUUUGAUAAUCACUUUCUAUAUAGUGAAACUCUUAUUACUAACAGUAUUUGUACUGUUUGAUGAAACUGCAAUACAAUCUAAAUAGUCGUUGA